Cordyceps militaris CM01 is the source of this 1710-nucleotide messenger RNA. Its product is annotated as Major facilitator superfamily transporter. Gene Ontology annotation, biological process: transmembrane transport. The transcript is spliced from 5 exons. The record is from RefSeq and is a predicted model, not a curated record. Gene Ontology annotation, molecular function: transmembrane transporter activity. The coding region runs from base 1 to 1710 and encodes 569 amino acids. Lineage: Eukaryota; Fungi; Ascomycota; Sordariomycetes; Hypocreales; Cordycipitaceae.
AUGAUGCGAUCCAAUUCUGACCUGCCACAGUGUGGUCUUGUGAUGACCUAUAAAACCGACCGAGCCAGCAAAGUACAGUGGGAGCCUGAGCAGCCAUCGGGCAUCGUGAUGCGUCACUCAGAGCUGCCCAGCGACCAGGUGCAGUCAUCGUGGCCGCCUGGAACCAUCCUUCUCAGUCAAGCCGGCGAAUCUGCCUCAUCGCCUCGGCUGCACCCCGUCCCUACGACCGACCCCGACGACCCCUUGAACUGGUCUUCUCGCCGAAAGACCAUCCACUUCACGCUCGUCAACUUUUACGUCUUUCUCAGCUUCGUGCAGCUCGACAUUGGCGGCGCCGCCUGGAAGGCCUACCAGCAAGAGCUGCACUUCACCCCCAACUUCCUCAACGCCAGCGUCGCGUACAACUAUGUCGGCCUGGCCUGCGGCUGCAUCCUGUUCGUGCCGCUCAUCUACAAGUACGGUCGCCGGCCCGUGUAUCUGUGCAGCGCGGUCCUGCAGCUCGCGGCAUGCGUCCUGACGGCGCUGACCCGCAACGAGGGCGACUUUGUCGCGGGCAACCUGCUGACGGGCUUCGGCGGGGCCGUGAGCGAGAUCAUCGCGCAGGUGACGAUUGCGGAUGUGUAUUUCGUGCAUCAGCAUGCGGCGAUGAAUGGCUGGUUCUUGUUUGCGCAGACGGCGGGCGCGACGCUGGGGCCGGUCGCGUCGGGGUAUGUUGUGGACGGGCAGGGAUGGCGAUGGAUGUGGUGGUGGUGCGUGGUGCUGUUUGGCGUCAAUCUUGUUUUGGUCGUCUUCCUGUUUGAGGAGUCGAAGUACUUGGUUCCAACGCGCUAUCAAACGACUGCUGCGCCUUGCGAGGAAACAAGCAAGCUUCCCCUCUCCGACCUCGCCCAGGAUGCGCACGUCCAUCACCUCGAGUACAACGAGGACAGUUAUGCACCCCGGCGCAAGACGUAUCGGCAGCGACUUGCCUUUACGACCAAGACUAAAGGCUCUAUUUGGCGGGACUUUUAUCGACCUUUGAUUCCGCUGUUCAAAUUUGCCGCCAUCGCAUACGCUGCCGUCACGUUUGGGACUCUCUCUAUCUCCUUUGCCGUCAUCUCGUCCGUCAUGUCGAUUUACUUGUUCGAGCCGCCGUACAAUUUCUCUGCGGCCAGUGUUGGGCUCAUCAACCUGGCCCUCUUCGUGACUGCCAUCCCUUCGCUGCUCUUUGGCGGGUACGGAAACGACCUUGUGAUACUCUGGCUUGCAAAGCGGAACCGAGGCGUCUUUGAGCCCGAGAUGCGCCUGUGGUUGGCAUUACCGAUGGCCAUCAUAUGCCCCGGCGGUGUAUUGUUGAGCGGGCUAACGAUCAGCUAUGGUGGCCCUUGGCCGUUGAUCGCCGUCGGGCUGGGCUUGUUUGGCUUUGGCAUGAACGUUAUCAAUGACGCCGCUCUAUCUUAUGCAAUGGAUAGCUACCAUGAAAUUAUCGGCUCUGCCAUGGUAGGGGUUGUUUUCGUGCGCAACGCCGCCUCCAUUGGCAUUCUCUUCGGCCUUACCCCAUGGAUUGAGAAGAGCGGGGUGCGCAACGUCAAUAUUGUCAUCUUUUGCUUCUGCUUCGCCGUCUUACUCCUUCCCAUCGUGUUGCUCAUUUGGGGUAAACGGGCCAGGGCGGCUUCUGCUGCGUCAUACAAGAAACUAGCUGAGAGGCAGUUGGCAGCUCGUCGAGCGUAG